Molecule: messenger RNA, 2435 nt
Organism: Gopherus evgoodei (Goodes thornscrub tortoise)
Lineage: Eukaryota; Metazoa; Chordata; Testudines; Testudinidae
Exons: 5
Coding region: 104-745 (213 amino acids)
Source: RefSeq, a predicted model, not a curated record
CAUUUCAUUGGCCUGGCUUGCCCCCUUCCCCGUGAGCUAAUUGGAGGAGCGGGAUGGAGGGGACGGAAUCCCCUUUGGUUUAUUGGGAGGGGGGAGCGGAGUUAUGCCCGGUCACCUGCGGCUCGGGCAGCUGUGGUGCCUCCGGCGCCUCACCCCCACCUCUCGCUGCUGCUGGGGGGAGCCGGAGCUCGAGCUGGAGCUGCCGGGCCCGCCGCUGUCAGGGGAAAUGGCCAAAGACAAGCGACACACACAAAGAACAUGGCGAGGGAAGGAGGAGUCUGAGCCGACGGCAGCUGCGCUCCCCCGCCCGAAGGACGCUCCGGGGAGGGAGGACAAUGCCCAGCCCACUCUGGCCCAGCUGCCGCCCGGCUCCCGGGGGAGGGGGCUGUUUUCCCAGGGCUGGGCGCCCCUGGUGUUUCCGCCUGCCCCACGCUGUAACAAACUACGCGCAAGUGCUACUGAACAGGACGCAGCUGGAGUGAGAUCUGCAGCGACUGUUCCUCCAGAAGUACUGAAGAUAGGAUCCAACUGCCGAGUGUGCAACUUCAGGAAUAACCUUUUUCCCCACUCCAAACUACUAGCCACAGCAACUUGCUAUUUCAUAUUACCAUAUGAAAAUCGCAUCCACUUCAUUGUGGAUACUUCUGUCACAGAUCAUAGAUGCAGAGAAUCUUCUCCUAAUGGCCAAGCAGUGUGGUGUUCCCUGGUUGAGUGUGCAUCUUACAUAAAUUGUAAAGGAAGCUGAAAUAGGAAGAAUUGGGCCCAACAAGCACAACUUCGUCCGAAGUUGAGCUGGCAUGAAGUCUUGAAACACAACUGUCAAACUGAUGGUGGAUAUCCUCUGAAGAUGCCAAGCUAAAUGUUCUUGUGGACUUUCCUCUACUAUUCCUCCCCUGUCACACACCAAGAAAGAAGGACAAAUCUUGAAAUUUUUUUUUAAAGUGUAAGAAUUUUGUGGUAUAAAAAUGUAGUGGAUAUUUUUCUUCCUUUGACUUGAUGUCUAUGUAUUUCCUGCAGUUUUAGUUAUGAAGUCUGUACUUGGCCAGCUGAUUUGUGAUUCAUUCUUGAGAGCUCUGAGUGGCAGGUACUGUAAACAUCCUACACUCUCAGCUGUGGAAAGUAAGGAAGCUGGGAGAAGGCUGUUUACUCUCUCUGCCUUGGAAAGCAGCUGGAGGGAAGAGGAUGGAGAGUAUUGCAAGUUCAAAUAUGUCUCUACUGUGAUCGUGUUGAUUGUGCUUCUGAAAACUUGCAUUUUGUAUUUUACAUUUUGGUGUCAGUAUACAAGUAAUGGAAUUAUGUAGUGAUGUGAAAUUUUAAUGAGAAAGGAACAUAAAAGGAAGGGGGUGUUAUUAAUAUGCUUCUGUGGCAUUGCUGGUAUGAGAGAGUGCUGAGUGGUAGCAAUUAAAAUGGUAUGGCACUUACAAUCUGAUGUGUGGGGGGUUUGUGGGUUUUUUUUUAAUGGUUAUUUUUUAAAAUAGAAUGAUUCCAAGACAGUAAUAUAAUGAAAAUUAAAAGUACUAGUGUAGCCAUCCUCUAGUGCAGCGGUUUUCAAGCCAAAGUGGGGCAGUCCUGGGGGCAGCUCCACCCUCCCUCUCCUCCUCUUCCUUCUCUUCCCUCCAACCCCCUUCAGGCCCCACCCUCUGGCCAGGUUCUAGGUGGGAAGCCAGAUCCAGGCAGUGCAGGGUAGCUGCUCCUUUGGCUGGGGGUGUCAUGGAGCAGGCAGCUGUGGCAUUCCCCAUUCUGCUGCUGGUGCCCAGGGUUGUGGCUGCUCCUCAGCUCCCAGCCCCAUUGGACUGCUCACACAGCUGGUCAGAGCUGCCCAGAUGGCUCUGGGUCCAGCAGAGCCCUCAGGGAGCCACUGGAACACAGCCCUAGAUGGGUGGGUGGCCUGCUGUGGAGGGUGGAGGUGGCGCUCAUGCAUAUGCCCAAGAAUUCCCCCCCUGGCCCGGAGCCCCAAGUUCACUCCCCGCUGGGCCCUGGAGUUUUUCUAGCAGGUUGAGGGAGGCUUCAGAAGAAAAAGGUUGAGAACCCCUGUUCUAGUGUUCAAAAAUGAAUAAGGCUCCCAAAAAUCAUGACUUUUUUUUUCCAAAAAGCAGCAAGGAGUCCUGUGGCACCUUGUAGACUAACAGACGUAUUGGAGCAUGAGCUUUUAUUCACCCACGAAAGCUUAUGCUCUAAUACGUAUGUUAGUCUAUAAGGUACCACAAGACUCUUAGCACUUCGGCAGCGGCAGGGAGGGGGCUGUUUUCACUCGCUCUGGGUUUUCGGCGGCAGGUCCUUCACCUGGAGCGAGUGAAGACGUGCGCUCACACACGCACCCACAGACUCCACUGCUGAAGUGCCGCUGAAGACCCGGUAGGGAACCGCGUGCUGAGUACAAGCCCCACGUGCCUGUCUCUUCUCCCCCCACAUCUGACCCCAACCCACAUCCAGCC